Molecule: messenger RNA, 2837 nt
Organism: Drosophila ananassae
Lineage: Eukaryota; Metazoa; Arthropoda; Insecta; Diptera; Drosophilidae
Exons: 7
Coding region: 117-2783 (888 amino acids)
Source: RefSeq, a predicted model, not a curated record
AACCACUCUGGAGCUUUGCACGCCAAACAUUAGUUUACAAACGAUCCCCCAGCUGAACGGACGUACAAAAUCUGCUAAAAAGAUACUCUUUUGUUUCAAAAUAAAUAAAGAGAACAAUGGGUCUGGGGAACUCCAAGUCGAAGAAGAGCUAUGAAGUAGCCUCUGUCGACUCAAAAAGUGCAAAAACCAAUCCUAGUGAAAAUGUAAAAGUUCAGAGUUCUGUAUCGCCCCCACAAACUGACCCCAGUUCGGCAAUUGUAGAUAGCAAAUUAGUGCCCAAGUGGCUAAAUGAAACGCAAUUUGCGGAACUACUAUCUGCAAAUGUAGCUGAAUUUUCGAAAAUAACAGGCUUUCGGGUGAAUCCCGCCAUGGCUCCCGGAGAAAACUAUGCCACUCUGAUGCUAAGAAUCAGCAUAGAUGUCGAACUUACUGACAAAUCCAGCAAGCAGGUCUCGUUCAUGAUGAAGGUUCCGCAUGAUACCCCCCAAAUGGAACAAAUGCUGACCAUGGCCAAUUUUUUUAAUGUUGAGAACACAGCCUACAUCGACAUUCUGCCGAAACUGGAGGGACUCUACAAGUCUAAGGGCCUGGACAUCACCUUCGCUCCGAAAGCCUUCAAGCUGGACUCCCAACUGGAACCCAAGCUGGCCAAUACUGUUCUCAUGAACGAUCUGGGGCAAGAUGGAUUCAAAAACUUAAAUCGUCUGGAGUGCCUCAAUCUGGAGCAAACCAAGUUUGCCCUCAAAAAGUUGGCCCAGUUCCAUGCAGCCUCCGCCAUGUUUGUCCAAGUCCACGGACCAUUUCCGGACAUGUUCGUUAAUGGUAUGCUAGGAGGAAAUAAGGAGGCUAUGAUGGCAUUUUACGAGGGCAUGAUUGCGUCCUUCCGCACUGCAUUCAUGGCCAAUCUGAAGAACUUUGAAAACGGAGAAGAAUAUCGCGAAAAACUGACUCAGGCUUUCGCCCAGAUAACAUUGGACUUUGAACAACUUGUUAAGGUUAACCCUGACGAGUUUAAUGUCCUCAAUCACGGGGAUUGCUGGAUGAACAAUCUGCUUUUCAAAGUUGACUCCAAGGGAAAGGUGGAGGACAUGGUGUUUGUAGAUUUCCAGAAUCCGAAAUAUGGCUCCCCUACCCAGGAUUUGUUCUAUUUCCUCAUAACCUCUGUUCAUAUUGAUUACAAGCUGGAAUACUUCGACUUCUUCAUGAGGCAUUACCAUGACGAGUUGACCAAACAUUUGGAUUUUUUGGGAUUUUCGGGCUCAAAGCCUUCACUGAGGGAACUGCAUAUAAAGAUGUUCCAAAACGGAAGUUGGGCUCUUUUCCCAGCCAUCACCGUAUUGCCAGUGGUGCUCCUGGAUCCUGGAAACGAGGCAGCCACCUUCGACAACUUCCUGGGAGACACUGAGGCGAGCGCCAAUUUCAAGAACAUGUUGUAUGCUAACAAACGCUAUAAGAAGUACAUUGAAAAGAUUCUGCCAUGGCUGGAAAACCGGGGUUUCCUAGAGGCAUACCAGAAACCUACUCCUGCUCCAGCUCCAUCAUCCUCCCAGACAACUGAAAAUACCGACCAGAUCUUGGACUGGUUAAAUGUGAACGACUUUUCGGAAAUUAUUGCAGCUAAUGAGCCCCAGUUUGAAAAAAUAGAGAAUGGAUCUUGGAAAUCAGCCACAAAACCGGGGGAUAAUUUUGCUUCACAAUUGCUGAAGAUUGAUAUCCAAGCCAAAUUGAAAGACAGCAGUUCAAAGACAUUCUCCUACAUCCUAAAAGUAAAACUCCCAGACACGGGGGAGAAUUUCGCAGAUUUUAAUAUGUUUCCAAAAGAAAUGGAAAUGUAUAGUAAAUAUGUUCCCGCUUUCGAAGAGUUGUAUAAGGAAGCUGGUUUGAAUGUCAAAUUCAGCGCCAAAUCAUUCUUUUUGAGCAAGGCUACCAAGGAGGAAUACCUUUUGAUGGAGAAUCUGCAAGCUAGUGGCUUCCAGAUGUGUGAUCGUAUGAAGGGAUUGGAUCUGGAACACACCAAGAGGACACUGAAGAAACUGGCCCAAUGGCAUGCCGCCUCCUUAAAAUACAAGGAGUUGAAUGGCCCUUAUCCUUCACUGUACAAUGAUGGCAUUUACAUCCCAGCAACAAGAGAUCUGUUCACCACAAUGUUCACUCAAGCCAAGGACGCUUAUGUGGAGCAUCUAGGGAAGAUUGAGGGCUCCGAAGAGUAUCUGGACAAGCUGCCACGACUUGUGGAAAGCCAUGUGGAUCAGAUCAUAGAAGAUGGCCAAAUAAAUGAGAAGGAAUUCAAUGUACUCAACCAUGGCGAUGCCUGGAUAAACAACUUAAUGUUCCAGUAUGAUUCCGAGGGCCAACUAAAGGAAACUUUCCUUCUGGAUCACCAGAAUGCCAAAUAUGGAAAUCCUGCCCAGGAUCUUUACUAUUUCCUAAUGAGCUCUGCGGAGUUGGACAUCAAGGUUGAUAAGUUCGAUUAUCUAAUCAAAUGGUAUCACGAUAAUCUAGUGGAGCAUGCCAAACUUCUGAAAUACUCCGGCUUUGUGCCUGAUCUGAAGGAGCUCCAUACAAUCCUAAUUGAUCAUCCAGCCUUUGCUAUUGGCACAGUAAUUAGUACUUUAACUGUUUGCCUCAACAAGACCGAAGACAGCUUUAAUACCAAUGACUUCUUCACCGAAGGUCCGAACUCGGAUGCCUUCCGAGCUGCACUCCUAGGAAAUGAGCGCUACAAAGCCCAUGUCGAGCGUGUACUUCCUUGGCUCAACAGACGGGGUCUACUUGACUUUUGAGAGAGCUGUUUAGUAUAUAAUAAAAUUUAUAAUUCUUCACCCACUGUUACAAUA